GUUCAUAAAUACUGCAGUGUAUCUAUCCUCUGGCGCUAGUAGAGGGUUUUAACGUGAAAGCGAAGGUGGAGGAGUGUCUGUUUUAAUUUUAUACGGAAAUAUGGCUUCUGAUUCAGGCUACGGGCAGCCUGGAGCCCCACAAAGCUAUGGAUCCUAUGGUGGAUCCCAGGGCUAUAGUGGGCAGGGUUAUGGUCAAGGUAAUGGAAGCAGCACGUAUAGUGGACAGAACUAUGAGGGUUAUGGAGGACAGUCGGAGAGUUUUGGCCAGUCAUCACAGGCUUACUCUGGCUAUGGACAGCAACAACAAAGUUAUGAAGGUUAUGGGCAACAAAGCUCUGACUCUUCAUCGGGGUAUGGAGACAAGUCCUAUGGACAACAGAGUACUUAUGGUCAACAAAGCUCUUAUGGGCAGCAGUCUGAAGGAGGCCAGUCUGGGGGAUCAUUUGGAGGUCCGUCAGCAGGUUAUGGAAGACGUAAUGAAGGUGAAAGCAGGCGGUUUGGUAGUGGUGAUGAAGGAAGCGACAGGUCUGAGGGGUACAGGGGCAGAGGGCGUGGCGGCUUUGACCGCGGAGGCUUUGAACGUGGGGGCUACGAUCGUGGUGGCUUUGAACGUGGGGGUUACGAUCGUGGUGGCUUUGAACGUGGGGGCUACGAUCGUGGUGGCUUUGACCGAGGUGGAAGAGGAGGAGGAGGCCCGCCCUCUGGUGUGGGUGGUGGUGACCGUGGUGGCUACAAAAAUUACGGUGGACCCAGAGACUAUGGUCAAAGGGAUGAUGCAGGUGAAGAACAGGACAACUCUGACAACAACACAAUCUUUGUCCAAGGCCUUGGAGAGGAUGUCACAACUCAUGAAGUUGCUGAAUUCUUCAAACAGAUUGGAAUCAUUAAGGUAAAUAAGAAGACUGGCAAGCCUAUGAUUAACCUGUACACUGAUAAAGCCACUGGUAGACUGAAGGGUGAAGCCACAGUCUCAUUUGAUGACCCUCCUUCUGCUAAAGCUGCCAUUGAUUGGUUUGAUGGCAAGGAGUUCAAUGGAAAGCCCAUUAAGGUGUCCUUUGCCACCAGGCGGGCCGAGUUCUCCCAGAGAGGAGGAGGAGGGCGAGGGCGUGGAGGUUUCAGAGGACGAGGAGGCUUUGGUGGAGGUCCCAAUUUUGAUGUUAAAGGAGGAGACUGGCUUUGUCCCAACAGCUCUUGUGGAAACAUGAACUUUGCCCGGCGACAUGAAUGCAACAAAUGUGGUGCACCAAAACCUGGAGACAGUUUUGGAGACCGUGGUGGUAGAGGAGGCUUCGGUGGUGACCGUGGUGGUUUCCGAGGUGGAAGAGGUGGUUUCCGUGGUGGAGACCGUGGCAGUUAUGGAGGUGGAGAUCGUGGAGGUUAUGGAGGUGGAUACAAGAUGGGAGGAAGAGGAGAGCACCGAGAGGAAAGAAGAGACCGGCCCUACUAAAGGAAUAAACUGGACUUCGUUCCAAACCAGGGAGCUGGGGGGGAGGGAGGGGAUGUAGUGGGGAAUAAAGUAAAGGAUGGGUCCAUUUUUCCACAGUCUCCAUAACUCUUUUGCCAGAGUGUCUUGUGUAUUGCUUCCAGUGGCUGUUUCUGUCCAGUAGGAUCAAUGUCCAUCUACUGUUUAAGGACUCUGGUUUGAGAUGACUGGGAACCUGAAGGGGGAGGGAGGGAUGAGGGUGUGCUAGGGGUAAUUUGCUAUUUUUGUUACUUUUUAAUUUUCCUGACCUGGUAAAAUUCAUGUUUAGUAUGUGGUAGACACGUUAACAAGUUUGUCAUUGUUUUUUUUGUAAGACUGAAAUGAACUGUUUUACUUGGGAUUUUCCUUUUUGGAAGUGAUAUUAAACAUGAUUCUAAUCUUA
Messenger RNA from Hemibagrus wyckioides, 1865 nucleotides. RefSeq names its product TAF15 RNA polymerase II, TATA box binding protein (TBP)-associated factor (gene taf15). Gene Ontology annotation, biological process: regulation of DNA-templated transcription. Gene Ontology annotation, molecular function: transcription coregulator activity; RNA binding. The transcript is spliced from 16 exons. The record is from RefSeq and is a predicted model, not a curated record. NCBI's taxonomy places the organism in Eukaryota, Metazoa, Chordata, Actinopteri, Siluriformes, Bagridae. The coding region runs from base 101 to 1447 and encodes 448 amino acids. Gene Ontology annotation, cellular component: nucleus.